UGUGCUUCCAGAGUGGUUUGUACAGGGGAGGGGGGAACCAAGAAAGUAAUGAUCUCGGUGACCUGAGCCUCAUCCCGGGACAGUGUAACCACAGCCCUGGUCGGCACGGCGCUUUGAGCUGGGGACAAUGGCGGAGUCCGUGUUCUCCAGCCCGCAGACCCGCAGCCCGAGCGGGUCGUAUCGCUCCGAAAAAGGUUUGAGUCUCCUCACCACCAAGUUUGUGUCCCUUAUGCAGGAAGCCAAGGACGGCGUGCUUGAUCUCAAAGUGGCAGCUGACAGCCUUGCUGAGUGGCAAAAGAGAAGAAUAUACGACAUCACCAAUGUGCUUGAAGGAAUUGGCCUUAUAGAGAAGAAGACUAAGAACAGCAUUCAGUGGAAAGGUGUGAAUACCAGGUGCAACACCAAAGAAAUUACAGACCGGGUACAGUUUUUAAAGGCUCAGAUUGAAGAACUGGAAAUGAAGGAAAAAGAACUGGACACUCAGAGGACCCUGCUUCAGCAAAAUACAAAAAGGAUCUUGGAUGAUCCUAUGAUCAACAGAUUUGCGUAUGUGACGCAUGAUGAUAUCUGUAAUGCCUUCGGUGGUGACACACUGCUGGCUGUUAUUGCUCCCUCUGGGACACAGUUAGAUGUGCCUGUCCCUGAGCCGGGUCAAAAUGGCCAAAAGAAGUACCAGGUAAACUUGAAGAGUCAGACUGCACCCAUUCAGGUGAUGCUGUUAAACAAACCCUCCAGCUCCUCAAAACCAGUGGUUUUGUCUGUCCCACCACCUGAUGACCUUUGUGUUGUUCCAAGUCCACCAACCACACCAGCCAGUUUGGAGAAGUGCCACUCUUUCAUUCCUGAGCAUGCAGUCCCUUUACAAGAACAGUACAUGACAUCUGCAGUAGACUUACAAAUCGACUGCACUGUCAGAUCUGGUCCAUGUUUAACGAUGCCAGUUUCUUUAACUGCCACAGGCAGUGAAACAGAAAGUAAUGAUGAUAUUCAGCAGAUUAAUGCAGAUGAUCUGCAGACCCUGCUUCCCCUGGAUGUAGGCAGUAUGCUAAACAUGAGCACUGUAGACCAGAGCAAAGAGGAAACUGAAGAGUCCACUGUUGGGGAUGUAUUACAGGAAAUUAUGUCUACUGAAGUUCUCCCUUUGCUGCAGCUUUCACCAAAUCCAGAGUUGGGAUACAGCUUCAACCUGAAUGAUAACGAAGGACUCGUUGACUUAUUUGAUGUACGUAUUCUUAAUUAUUAGUUAAAAUUAUGCCUCGAGUAUCAUGACUACCUCUGCGAUCAUACCCUUUCUAAUUUGUGACUGAUGUGUAUAGUGGAACUUAUAACAUCUCCAGUUACAGGGGGUUUUGAUUUUUUUGUUUUCCCUUUACAAAUAAAAGCUGUAAAAACCUCUCUACUACACGGUCAGUAAGAAACAAAAUAGGAAGUCUUUUAAUUGCUUUUUUUAAAAGCUUUUAGUCCAUUUGGUGAUGUUGGUUAAAAUUAAACACUAUCGUUCAUUUUUGUCUUCUGUAAAGUUAUACUUUAAUAUUUUAGAUUAUAUGUAAAGUGUUUAAUCUUUUGGUUUUUUUUUACUUUUUAAAGUUUUUUUGCCCUUUUGAACCUGUCAGUCUUUUCUUUCUUUGUCCUUUACGUUUAUGAAAUCGAUUACUGGAACCCUCAAACUUAUAUGAUUUUAAUGUUUUAAUAUUUGACUACAGAGCACAUUUUUUAGGUCUGAGUGACUAAGUACAUUAUGUCAUUUUAAAGGCCUUUGACAACAUCUUUGUUUCUGAGAAGUUGUUUGUGAAAUACAAGAUCAUCCAUCAUCUGAUUCUGUGUCAUAUCUCAUCCAGAUCAUAUCUCAUUCUUUUUUCGUUAUUUAUAUAUUAAAGCCAUGGUUCUCAUUUACAUUUCUAUCACAUUCCAGUUUGUACCUGUCUUUGGUUACUCAGACCUAAUACUUCAAGCAUUUCUCCCAAACUGUGCUGCAUUUAAUUAACUUUUAAUAAGGUGGAGGAUUGGGGUGACCGAUUUCAUCUGUAUGAAUCCAUAGACCAUAUACUGUAUUUAAUGUUCACUGAAUAAAGUGCCUUUUUGAGUA
Messenger RNA from Lepisosteus oculatus (spotted gar), 2086 nucleotides. NCBI's taxonomy places the organism in Eukaryota, Metazoa, Chordata, Actinopteri, Semionotiformes, Lepisosteidae. The record is from RefSeq and is a predicted model, not a curated record.